Molecule: messenger RNA, 1490 nt
Organism: Pelmatolapia mariae (spotted tilapia)
Lineage: Eukaryota; Metazoa; Chordata; Actinopteri; Cichliformes; Cichlidae
Gene: sumo2a
Product: small ubiquitin like modifier 2a
Exons: 4
Coding region: 80-370 (96 amino acids)
Biological process (GO): protein sumoylation
Cellular component (GO): nucleus
Molecular function (GO): ubiquitin-like protein ligase binding; protein tag activity
Source: RefSeq, a predicted model, not a curated record
GUGGCGCGCUAGACUGCGCAGCCGCAGCAGCAGCAGAACAGGCGAGACGCAGGCAGACAGUCAGUCCUCAGCAGCAGCCAUGGCAGAUGGAAAGGCCAAGGAGGGAGUAAAGACGGAGAACAACGAGCACAUCAACCUGAAGGUGGCAGGACAGGAUGGCUCAGUGGUGCAGUUUAAGAUCAAAAGGCACACUCCUCUCAGCAAACUGAUGAAAGCUUAUUGUGAACGGCAGGGGCUGUCAAUGAGGCAAAUACGAUUUCGAUUUGACGGUCAGCCCAUCAAUGAAACAGACACACCUUCUCAGCUAGAAAUGGAGGAUGAAGAUACAAUCGACGUGUUCCAACAGCAAACUGGAGGCUCUCCUCUUUAAAGACUGUUUCCUAUGAACAUCCCUACCUCCCCCUUUCAUCCCUGAACAUCUUUGUUAUACCCAGUCUUCAAAUGCUCAUGACCAGUGUUGAUACGAUCCAGUGGAAUAUUUACACAAAAUACUCAAAGGCAGCACAGUUAGUGUUGAGUUUGAUCACACUGCCAUGUUACGUCACAUGUUAACAUGUCUGAACAGCGCAGUGCAGACAAUAUGUAGGCUGCAGUCAGUCUAAUGUGCCGAAGAAAUGAGAAACUGUUUUUGUUUGGGUUUUUUUGUUUGUUUUUUAAUUUCGGAAGAGAACGCUUGGUCCUGCUUUUGCUUUUAUACUUACCAAGGCUUUGAUUAAAGAUGGAGGUUUGAUUGAUGUAACCUGGUGUUUUAAAUUCACUGACAUCUGUUAUUAUAAAAAUGUAUUAUUGGAAUAAAUUGAGUCUUUUUUUUUUCUUUUUCUUUUUUUUACAAAUCUGUGUGUAUGUGUGUUUUCGUCACAUCUGAAAACUCUGUGUGCAGGUACUGCUGCAGUCAUUUAAAAUUGUAGGUUUGAAUUUCCUUCUCAGUAAUUUGCUUCCAUGCAAUAAGAGGAAAUGCUGACACGUCUUCAAAUUAUAAUCAUCAGACAGCAGUUUUUCAUGUGUGGUUAUGAUGUAAGCACUUUUAGCAGCCAUAUACAUAAUUAUCCAUCGUUCCAUAGCCAAUAAAAUACAGUGGAUAUGUAGUCAGUUUUCAAAAGUAAUCAGAGUUUCUAGAUAAUGAUCUCUUGAAUGACGUAAUGAGCUAUGUGUGCAUAUGCAUGUCCCCACUUGCCCUGCUGUUGUCUUUAUUCUUCAAGCUCAGUCCCUCUACCAGAGGCCUUGGAGUUUGAGAGUCUUGCGCAGCAUCUUUGCUGUUCCUAGAUUACACUACACUCUUCUGAACAUAGAUCUUUGUCGUCCCUACAGUCUGCUGGACGCAAAUCUUGUUCUUUCCAUUCAGCUGACUCCUCAGAACUGGCCUUACUCACUGCAGGUAUUUCAUGGUUUCCCACGGGUCUCUAUGGCUCCAGUUUGGCUGGGGCAUUCUAAAGUACUGUCCUCAAUAUAUUCAAUCUUGCUUUCUAAUAAUAGAGUCCUUUCACUUCUCA